Messenger RNA from Branchiostoma belcheri (Belcher's lancelet), 1632 nucleotides. RefSeq names its product dihydrolipoyllysine-residue acetyltransferase component of pyruvate dehydrogenase complex, mitochondrial-like. Lineage: Eukaryota; Metazoa; Chordata; Leptocardii; Amphioxiformes; Branchiostomatidae. Gene Ontology annotation, molecular function: dihydrolipoyllysine-residue acetyltransferase activity. Gene Ontology annotation, cellular component: pyruvate dehydrogenase complex. The record is from RefSeq and is a predicted model, not a curated record. Gene Ontology annotation, biological process: pyruvate decarboxylation to acetyl-CoA.
GUCAAGGUGAGAACGAGGCUGCGUGUCCGCCAUCUUGUCGGCUGGUUCCCCUCGGCAGCCAUGUUGCGAUCCGCCGCCCAACUCCGCUGCUGUUUACGGCGGAUUCCGGGGGUUAAACUCGCCCCCGGGACGGGAACAACCUCGGGCAGGGCCGCGGUGGUACGAUGCGGCUGUUCGGCGGCCCACAUCGCCGCUAGAUCCCGGGCAACCUUGGCAAAUUUAAAGCCUCAAAAUGGAAGAAUGGUCCUGCUUAUGCCGAGAAGACUCUACUCAUCAGAUGGCCUCCCAGCUCACCACAAAGUGGUGCUGCCAGCACUGUCACCCACUAUGGAGAUGGGCACCAUCGUGAGUUGGGAGAAACAGGUUGGUGAUCAGCUGAACGAGGGAGACCUUCUGGCAGAGAUCGAAACGGACAAGGCUACCAUGGGGUUCGAGACACCAGAGGAGGGGUACCUUGCGAGGAUAUUCAUCGAAGCCGGAGCGAAAGAUAUCCCCAUAGGGAAGCUGCUGUGCAUCAUUGUUGAGAAUGAGGACGACAUCGCCAAGUUCAAGGACUGGAGUCCACCGGCUGAUGCUGAACCAGCAGAAAAACCACUGCCAAAACCAGUCUCUGAACCGCCACCACCACCCCCACCUGCACCGGCAGCAGCCCCACCCCCUCCUCCCCAACCCCCUGGCAGCCAUGCCCCCUCCCCCACCCCAGCCGCAGCACCCCCCACCCCAGGGGCUCGAGUUGUCGCCAGCCCGCUGGCCAAGAAGCUUGCAGCAGACAAGGGCAUUGACCUCUCUAUGGUGAGUGGUACAGGCCCGGGUGGAAGAAUACGCUCGCAGGACAUCGAAGCCUUCACACCUGCAGCUGCACCUGUGCCAGCUGUAGCACCUGCUGCACCUGCUGCAGCACCUGUCGGGACGUUUGUGGACAUCCCUCUCACAAACGUCAGGAAGGUCAUUGCCAGUCGACUUCUACAGUCCAAGACCACCAUCCCACACUACUAUCUAUCUGUGGAUAUUAACAUGGACAAUGUUAUAGGGCUGCGGAAGGAAUUGAACGCCAUUCUUCAGAAAGACGAUAUCAAGAUAUCUGUGAACGAUUUCAUCAUCAAGGCAGCAGCACUGUCCUGUCUGAAGGUGCCAGAGUGCAACUCUUCAUGGAUGGACUCAGUUAUAAGACAGUACAAUAAAGUGGACAUGAGUGUAGCUGUGAGCACAGAUUCGGGGCUCAUCACACCUAUUGUCUUCAAUGCACAUACAAAGGGCCUGGCAGCCAUCAACUCUGAUGUAACCAGUCUUGCAGCCAGAGCCAGGGAAGGCAAGCUACAGUUACAGGAAUUUCAGGGAGGAACCUUUACAGUGUCCAACCUGGGCAUGUUUGGGAUAAAGAAUUUCUCGGCGGUGAUUAACCCUCCUCAGGCCUGUAUCCUGGCUAUAGGAGGGGCUGUCAAGACUGUGGUACCCGACCAGGAUGCAGAGAAUGGACUGAGUGUGGCGACCAUGAUGAGUGUAACGCUGAGCUGUGACCACAGAGUGGUGGAUGGGGCAGUCGGGGCACAGUGGCUACAGGAAUUCAAACUUUACCUCGAGAAACCCGAGACCAUGUUGUUGUAACAACUGAAUUCUCCAGAAAAAAAACAA